GCGGCUCGGCGGCGCGGCGGCGCGGCGGCGCUGGAAGAACUGUGCGGCCGUGUUUUCGGCGAGCAGGCCAGACCGCUCCUAGUUGCCGGCUGUCCCUUCCCCGGUGGCGGCGGCCAGGCCACAGUCCUGGCUCUCGCGGCGCCUAGACUAGCGGCAGAGCGGGUCCCAGGAGCGAGGGACUCAGGUGUGCACGUGGGGACCAGUCUUACGGAAGCUGAGUGAGGAAGGUCACUGGAAACUCACACUCCAGCUCCUCUCUGCCCACAGCUGCACAGCGUACCUGGCCGUCCUUGUGGAUUAGCUCCAGAAAGGAAGCUUUGCUUAUUUGCCAAGCUACAUCCAGAUCUCAUUAUGCAUCAGAAAAAUGAAAAAACAGAGGAGAAGUCUAUGGAGGAAAGGAAUUCACUUUGCCUUUUCUGAGAAAUGGAAUACAGGGUUUGUAGGCUUUAAGAGAUUCUAUUUUCACCAACACUUGUGCAUUCUAAAAGCUAAGUUAGGAAGGCCAGUCACUUGGAAGAGGCAGCUGGGCUAUUUGCAGUGUGGAAAGAAGUCUCUUGAAAUUCAGAAAACAUGGAUCCACGGUGAAGCACUGUGUGCCAAGCCCAAGCCCAGUGUGGCUACUUCGAGUGCUAGCACUGGGUCCUCUAAAGUGGAGAGAGAGAAAACUAAGCACUUCAUUUCUUCCUCAAGGGGCCUCCCGAGACUUCAUGCAGAGAAGUUGCCGUCCUCAGCAAGGAACUCAGACCAUGAAUCCUGUGGAGAGAAGAAUCUCUUGAAGGCAGUUGCUGGUCUGCCAGCAAAUAGUGUUGUAGGUCAGGCCAACGGUCGCAGACCCAGGACAGCACCACAUGACUUUCCCAUGACGUGCAGUGGGGAGAGCCAGAGUCCAGGGGAGAGUGGCAAGAUUGUGGUCACUCUGAGCAAACAUAAAAGAAAACGCUUUUGUUAUGGCUGCUUCCGAGGGCUGGAGCGCCACAGAAAUGGGGGACUCCUGAUUCCUAGAAAGGUUCAACUUAACCAGCAUCGAAGGAUAAAAGUGUCUCCUCUUAUGAUGUAUGAGAAAUUAUCCAUGAUAAGAUUUCAGUAUAGGAUUCUCAGAUCACAGCACUUCAGAACAAAAAGCAAAGUCUGUAAGCUAAGAAAAGCCCAGCGAAGCUGGGUACAGAAGGUCACUGGAGACCAUCAAGAGACCUUUAGGGAUAACGUGGAGGGCGGCAGUUGCAGCCCAUUCCCUUCUGCAGAACUGAGAGACUCUUCUUGCCGGCAUCAGCUGCACGCCCCAGAUAUGGACAGUGAUGUGCUGGCAAAGGGAAAGAACUCUCCCAUGCCCGAAGGCUGCACCAAAGGGAGCCUUUACGGGGGCAAGGAGCCUCGUGUAGAUGACACAUUUCCUGACCAGCAGAAUGGCGUUGCCACUGACGCCUGGGACCAGACACCUUGUUCCCCUCAGUGGGAGUGUGCAGGGCUGACUGGUGAGCACCCCUUGUCAGAACAUCAUCUAAGUAACAUGUUCCCCUCGGAAACUCAGAGAGACGCUCUGGCUCUGAGUCGGGAGAAUGGGACAGGUGCCGUGGGUGACAGCAAGGUAGAGCUGUCAGCGCCUGGAGCCGAGGAAGCUGGGAGUGGUGCGGAUGGGCCUGGGUCUCACCAGAAUAUGGAGCACGAGAGCUGCCAGAUGGAGGAGGAAGGGUCACUCAAGCAGAACAUCCUCAGCUCCAAGCUGCUAGACCACCCGUACUGUAAGAGUCCACUCGAAGCGCCUCUGGUGUGCAGUGAACUCAAGCUAGAGAGUCCCUUGCGAGGCGGCAAGAACAGUCAGAAGGCGUCACCUGUAGACGAUGAGCAGCUGUCCAUCUGCCUUUCUGGAUUCCUAGAUGAGGUUAUGAAAAAGUAUGGCAGUUUGGUUCCACUCAGUGAAAAAGAUGUCCUUGCAAGAUUAAAAGAUGUCUUUAAUGAAGACUUUUCUAAUAGAAAACCAUUUAUUAAUAGGGAAAUAACAAACUAUCGGGCUAGACAUCAAAAGUGCAACUUCCGCAUCUUCUACAAUAAGCAUAUGCUGGAUAUGGAUGAUCUGGCCACUCUGGAUGGUCAGAACUGGCUGAAUGACCAGGUCAUUAAUAUGUACGGCGAGCUGAUAAUGGAUGCAGUCCCAGAUAAAGUUCACUUCUUCAACAGCUUUUUUCAUAGGCAGCUGGUAACCAAAGGAUAUAAUGGAGUUAAGAGAUGGACUAAAAAGGUGGAUUUGUUUAAAAAGAGUCUUCUGCUGAUUCCUAUCCACCUGGAAGUCCACUGGUCUCUCAUUACAGUGACACUUUCUAAUCGAAUUAUUUCAUUUUAUGAUUCACAAGGCAUUCAUUUUAAGUUUUGUGUAGAGAAUAUAAGAAAGUAUUUGCUGACUGAAGCCAGAGAAAAAAACAGACCUGAAUUUCUUCAGGGUUGGCAGACUGCUGUUACGAAGUGUAUUCCACAACAGAAAAAUGACAGUGACUGUGGAGUCUUUGUGCUCCAGUACUGCAAGUGCCUCGCCUUGGAGCAGCCUUUCCAGUUUUCGCAAGAAGACAUGCCGCGCGUGCGCAAGCGGAUCUACAAGGAGCUGUGUGAGUGCCGGCUCCUGGACUGAAGUUGGCGAGGACUUGCAAAGCCUGACCAUGUUGGAGCAGAUGGUUUGUUACUUGAACCUCCACUUAUUUGGAUUUUUACAGAUAUUUCAGAUCAGUGGUAUUGGGCCACUGUUGUUACCUCAAAUUUAUUUCUGCCCUUAUUCAUUUCUCCAGCUACCAUGUACUUUUUUAAUGUUCAUUUUGGUUUCAUUCUUAA
Molecule: messenger RNA, 2817 nt
Organism: Chinchilla lanigera (long-tailed chinchilla)
Lineage: Eukaryota; Metazoa; Chordata; Mammalia; Rodentia; Chinchillidae
Gene: Senp5
Product: SUMO1/sentrin specific peptidase 5
Exons: 11
Coding region: 365-2620 (751 amino acids)
Biological process (GO): protein desumoylation
Cellular component (GO): nucleus
Molecular function (GO): deSUMOylase activity
Source: RefSeq, a predicted model, not a curated record